This is a messenger RNA of Trypanosoma brucei brucei TREU927, 345 nucleotides long. RefSeq lists its product as hypothetical. The transcript has a single exon. The record is from RefSeq and is a predicted model, not a curated record. Bases 1 to 345 code for a protein of 114 amino acids. Lineage: Eukaryota; Euglenozoa; Kinetoplastea; Trypanosomatida; Trypanosomatidae.
AUGCUACGGCGACUUGGUGCCAAUGUUAGCAACAUGGCGCGCCCGAUGAACAAAUACGCGGUGACGGUGUCGCCGCGGCGUCAUCUGGAGCCCAUGAGCACGUGGUACCUUGCCUCUUGGGCUAUGGUGUGGUAUUAUGCUUUUUUCUUUUGGAUGCCAAUGGUGUGGACGGACAUUAUGGUGCCCUCUUUCGUGUAUAACAAGCUUCCAGUCAUUCACUUUCUCCAGGAGAAGCGGGCGGAGCAGAAGCUGCGCCGUGUGUUGGAUGAAACCUAUACUGAAUGGACCGAGGAGCUUGAUCAGGCACACGUAACAGAUGCCAUUACUCGCUCACUCAACAUUUAA